AGCUUGAUGCUUUUAAGCUACAAGCGUGCCUUGACCUACAGGCCAACACUGAAGCCCAGCGGUGCUCUGUGGAGUAUGUCCGACCCGGCAGUGUCGUUGUUGGCUUCAACUUAUUGGCGCCAGAAAACCAGUCACCUGAAGCCUUCUCUGAGCAGUUACAGCAGCACGAUGCAGGUGCCCUGUUUUCGCCGCAGUUCAUGGCGAACUACAAUGUAUCUGAAGUAUUGGUCACAACAGUAACCGUUUUGUACCCGUCACCGUCAUUGCCACUGCCUCCUCUCCCUUUAACCCAUCCUCCCUCACGACAACCUCUGCCUUUUCCAUCGUCGCCAGCUCCAAUGCCUGCAACCCCGCCCUCGCCUCCAUCACAUCCCCCGCCAACACCGCCUUCCACGCCACCGCCACCGCCUCCAUCGCACCCCCCUCCAACACCACCUUCCACACCGCCACCCUCGCCUCCAUCUCAGCCCCCGCCAACACCGCCUUCCACGCCACCACCCUCGCCUCCAUCUCAGCCCCCGCCAACACCGCCUUCCACGCCACCGCCCUCGCCUCCAUCUCAGCCCCCGCCAACACCGCCUUCCACGCCACCACCCUCGCCUCCAUCUCAGCCCCCGCCAACACCACCUUCCACGCCACCGCCCUCGCCUCCAUCUCAGCCCCCGCCAACACCACCUUCCACGCCACCGCCCUGGCCUCCAGCACAUCCCCCGCCAUCACCACCUUUCAUCCCGUCACCUUCGGCCAUAUUUCCCAUGCCGCCGCUCUCGUUCAUACCAUUACCGUUGCCACCGUCACCUUUAUCUCCAAUUACCAAUUCCUCACCACCGGCCCCUUCAUCGCCGUCACCUCCGCCUCCCUACAGGAAUCCCUCACCACCGCCACCCUCUCCACGGACAUCGCCUCCGCCUCCGUUCACCAAUCCCUCACCUCUACCUCCUCCACCACCGCCACCGCCUCCUUUCGUCAUUCCCUCACCUCGACCUCCUCCACCACCGCCCCCGCCACCUCCUCUUCCACCGCCAUCUCCGUAUCCCACCACUCCACCCGUGCAAUCGCCCCCGCGACAGCCUUCGUUCCAGCCUCCGUCACCCCAAACGCCCCUCUUGCCUCCUCUCCCUCAAUCUUUACCGCCCCCCGUCAACAUUCCAUCCAUUCCGUCACCCAUGCCCCCGACUUCUCCUCCUCGUUCACCGGCUCUCUUUCCGCUGUCCCCACUGUCUCGAGGUCCGCCACCAUCCCCACCUGGCCCGCCUGAACUACCCAGAUCCACCCCACCACCUCCACCUCCUCGUGCAAGGAAGAAACCACCGUCUCACAAACCCAAGGGCCGGCCACCCCCUAGCAGCCCUCCAUUACCGAUGCCAUCCCGGUCAUCACCCUAUCCCCAACCACUACCUCCUCAUCCGCCCCCUCCUCCUUCGCGACCUUCCCCGAAACCCCCACCUUCACCGCCUCGUGCAAAGAAGAAACCUCCUCCUAGUAAUCCCCCGAUUCUGGUACCCCCCAGCCCACCACCAUCUACCCCUCCAACGGAUCCACCAGUACCGGCUCUUCCACAACCUAGCCCUCCAGAUCCACCCAGCCCGGCCCCCAGCCAACCACCAACACCGCCAAGAGUAUCGUGGGCCACGUCUGCAGCAGCCGCUAGUGAUCCGUCGGGGAGCAGCAUCCAACCAGGAGCAGUGAGCCACUUGGUGGGGUCGCCAAGCUCCGUCAAACGUUGUCAAGCAGCACCGGAGAAAGCAUGGUUACCGACAAAGGCGGUUCCUCGUUACGCGGUGGCCUACUUCAACCAGACACCGACAGCCACUGGCGGCCAGGUGGCUGGUGUGGUGCUGCAAGUGCUCUACCUGGGCAGCCUCACGCCCCCCAUUGCCUCCAUUGACCUGUUGCUGAGAACA
Astrephomene gubernaculifera is the source of this 1904-nucleotide messenger RNA. NCBI's taxonomy places the organism in Eukaryota, Viridiplantae, Chlorophyta, Chlorophyceae, Chlamydomonadales, Astrephomenaceae. The record is from the annotation of a GenBank genome assembly.